AUGAGUUUUAAAUGUUAUUUUAACAAAAAAAGUGAAAUGUCAGAUUUUUAGAUGGUGGCGUAAGUACUAAGAAGUAUCGAUUAUCCAAUUGAAUUAUAAUAGUGUUAAAAUUCUAUAAUCCCUUAUAAAUAUCCCGUUGUCAAUUUCGUCACAUAGAUAACUAGUUUACUUCUAAUCAUUUUAUUUAAAAGAUAAACUUAAUCCCAUUCGUGACCAUUAAUUUAUCGUCGAUAAGAAAUGUAAAUGCUAUAAUGCGUAUAUUUUAGAUAAGUAAUUUUACCAAUUCUAAAGUUGCUAAGCGCGAAUUGAUGAUAAAAAUGCUUUGAUUGAGUCAUACAAAAAUUUUAAGUCGCUUUCAAAAUAAACACUCGCAUACAUCAUUUUAUGAGGAGUGGUCAAAGCAUAAAGAACACUGAACUGGCUCAUUCCUAUAAAACAAGCAACGCAAAUGUGGCUUUAAUGAUAGACAGGAUGAAAUAGUUACGAUAAGACAAGCUUAGGGAAGUGCUAGCGAAAGUACCAAUGCUCUUAAAAAACCUUUGGAAUUUACGUCAAUAAACCCUAAAUAUAUGAGCUAAUAGUUCAGUAAUCAACAACAACGUAUCACGUCAGUCAUAGAUUUUAUGUAAAUAUCUUGAUAAUUGUUAACAUUUGUUCUUUUGUUCAUUUUCAAAUGGUCAUUGACACCGCGAUAAAAUGAUAAAAUAAGUCAUUUUCUAUUUGAGCUCUACAUUGUUAAAACUCUCUAUCGUGUUAUCAAUUAGGUAUCGGGUAAUUUAUGCAAAAUUGUGAAUUCGUUUUUAAUCUUUAAGACUUUGAUAUAUUUAGUACUAUUUUUAACCGAAUAAAUACAAUCCUAUUAAAUAUCUUUAUAGCAAAUAUCUCAUAUUACUAACCUAACCUAACCACACGAUUAACCCUAAAAUAGAUAUUGAAAGAUAAUAUUAUUUAGUAGAUGAUGAUUUAUAAAGAAGAAACUCUUAUUUUUAGAUUUCCUCAAAGAAGUAGCAUAACCUCAUAUCUAAGGCAUUAACAUCUGUUUUGACUAUAAAUAAUUAAUCAAUUCUUUAAUUCGAUAAACAUUAGGUAAAUAAGUCUGUAGGCCAAUAAAACUUCAGUGUUGAUAAUAAACGACAUUAAAGUCAGACCGAUAACAAGUGUCGGAAUGUCUACUUUUGUACGAGUUACUCGCCAGCGUUCUUCCAUUCAUGCGGGUACUGCUCCUGUGCUAUUUAGGACAUUAAAGUCAAUAAACUGUUAAGUGGAUUAUCUCGGGCACAAAUGACCCGGUAGUGCACUUGAAUAGUGAUAAUGGCUUCUAACUGCACAAAUAGUUAAGUUACCGUCGAUGAAGAAAUGUGAAUAUUGCAUCAAUUUAUCUUACAAUGGCUCGACCUAACAAAGUGCCACCUGAUGGAGGUUAUGGCUGGGUGGUCACUUUUGCGUACGCCCUUAACAAUGUAGUCGUUUUACCCCUCAUAGCAGGGUUCGGUUUGAUAUUUCAAGAAGCAUUUGCAGAGACGGGCAUGUCUGCUACACAGGGGACGCUUAUAAUUAUUUUCAAUCAUGGCAACGGAAUGCUCUUAUCAUUCUUUGGUGGCCCUGUUUUACGACGAUUUGGAUACAGAAAGGUUGCAGUGGCUGGGGCCAUACUCGUGUCCCUCGGUUUGAUGCUGACCGCGGUAUCUACGAGCUUUUGGCUAUUCUUCAUCUCCUAUAGUAUUAUUAACUCCAUGGGGGUUGCAGCUGUUAUGGCAGCGUUUUCUUUAGCUAUAAAUUCAUUCUUUAGAGAAAAAAGGGGGCGCGCGAUUGGGGUUGGGAUGUCUAUAACUGGACUUGGUGCUAUUUAUACGCCAUUAGUUAUGAGUGUACUUAUUUAUGCCUAUGGCUGGAGGUAUGCCGUUCUUAUUUUGGGUGCAAUAUGUCUGCAUUCUCUCCUGGCUGCGUGUCUACUCAGACCAGCAAAAUGGUACUUAAUAUCUCCUAAAUCUGAAGAAGAGGAACCCUUAAAUAAAGAUUCUGGUGUCGAACUGAUAAACGGGAGCGUAACUGCCUCAAAAGAAAUUGGAAUACAUUCUUUACCACAUCUUGAACAACAAAUUGAAAAUGGAGAUGUACCAUCGAAAAGUAUGUCUAUGCACGCUCUGACGAAUGGCAAUAGUUUUCACAAUAGAAAUGCAGUGUCUCAUCCAGACAUUCGGAAGAACACUCCUGAGUCACCUUUGGCGGAGUCAAAGUAUAAGUGGUGGGAAUCUCAAGAAAUCAAUUUAGGAAGCUCGAUCAAUAUAUUUCGAGAAACUGAAAUUGUGAACGAAAAGGACAUUGCGUACGAGUUAAACAAGGAAAAUAAGACACGCUUCAAAAAGUUUGUCGACUUCUUUGAUUUGACAUUACUCAGCGAUCCAGUAUUUGUAAAUAUUUUAACUGGACUAUCGCUUGCAUCCUGCGUAGAGACAAACUUCUCGCUUUUAUUUCCAAUAAUACUCAAAGACAUGCUACAAUUUGAAACAUCCGAAAUUGCACAGAUCAUGGCUAUCAUUGGAUUUGCGGAUACGCUAUUUCGAUUGUUAUCCCCCUUUAUUGGAGAGUGGUGUAAUAAGCCCCCAAGAAUUAUGUAUAUGGUUAGUUUACUAGUCAUAAUCUUUACCAGGACAAUAAUGCUAUUUACAAAUUCUUUCAUUGGAAUGGUGCUAGUAGCUCUGGCAAUCGGCAUCACCAAAGGAGUGAGAACAGUCUACAUGAACAUCAUCAUACCAAGCUAUGUACCGCUGGAACGGUUACCAUUUGCAUCUGGUAUUCAAAUGUUCUUUAACGGAAUUGUCAUCAUAACUAUUGGAUCAUUUCUAGGUCGUAUACGUGAUGCUUCGGGGUCAUAUAGAGCACCGAUCGUUGUUCUCAAUUUUGUUACGUUCUUGACUGUUAUACUCUGGUGCGCAGAAUUUUUAUACUUUAGAAUGAAAAGUAAUAAAACAGGGCAACCAAAUGAAUGAGCAACUUUCGUUCGUAUAAU
Molecule: messenger RNA, 3010 nt
Organism: Zerene cesonia (dogface butterfly)
Lineage: Eukaryota; Metazoa; Arthropoda; Insecta; Lepidoptera; Pieridae
Exons: 6
Coding region: 1386-2990 (534 amino acids)
Biological process (GO): transmembrane transport; monocarboxylic acid transport
Molecular function (GO): monocarboxylic acid transmembrane transporter activity
Source: RefSeq, a predicted model, not a curated record